GGAGGCUCCCGCAGCGGUCGCCGUCGGUGGGGUAGGGACCUACCCUGCGUCCCUCGGAUCGGAUCCUUUCUGCGCUUUGCUACCGCGCCAGCCUACCUCGCUCGUCGGCGCCAUGACCACCACCACCACCUUCAAGGGCGUCGACCCGAACAGCAGGAAUAGCUCCCGGGUUUUGCGGCCUCCCGGUGGCGGAUCCAACUUUUCAUUAGGCUUUGAUGAACCAACAGAACAACCCGUGAGGAAGAACAAAAUGGCCUCCAGCAUCUUCGGGACACCUGAGGAAAACCCCCCUUCGUGGGCCAAGUCGGCAGGUGCCAAGUCUAGCGGGGGCAGAGAAGAUUCUGAGUUGCCCGGACCCCAGAGAAGGAACUCCUCCGAAGCGAACUCGGGAGACUUCUUCGAUCUCAAGGGAGAAGGUGACAUCCAUGAAAACGUGGACACAGACUUUCAGGCCAGCCUGGGGCAGAGCGAGGAGAAGCCUGUGCCUGCGGCCCCUGUGCCCAGCCCGGUGGCGCCGGCCCCCGUGCCGUCGCGAAGGAACCCCCCCGGCGGCAAGUCCAGCCUGGUCCUGGGUUAGCUCCCACUGCCCUGAACGCUGUCGUCCUGUUUGUUUGUUUGUUUGUUUUCUCCAUGCUUGUGAGCUGCACAACUUGAGCCUGACUGUACAUCUUUUGGAUUUGUUUCAUUAAAAAAGAAGCACUUUAUGUACUGCUGUCUUUUUUUUUUUGCCCCCUUUUAUUUUUGAAGAACAGGUUCUCUUGAUCUGUCCUGAUUCCUCUGGGUCUGUAGGCCAUGGCAUGGUGUUUUCUAGUAGUAGAUUGGAGGGAAGCUUUGUGACACUUAGUAUUGUGUUUUUAAGGACAAAUAAUUUGGUUCCAAAUCUGUUAGAGGAUCUUUUGUACUGAGCUUUUUAAACCCCUUUUCUUGUCAGCUUUACUUGGGUUUACCAGGCCUUGAUGGACAGGCCCACAAACAGGCCACAGGCACCGUCCCUACGGCCCCAACACAGGGUUGUCUUUAUGCCGCACCUUCUCGGUGUUGCCCUAACUUGUCAGUGCCCUUUGCCAGAAGCAUCUUCCUGUGCCAUAUGGAAAAUAAAAGAGGCCUGCGCCUCAUGCCGAGCUGCCUGCAAAGCAAAGAAACUGCCUUUUCUUUUUGAACCUUACGAAAUAAGCCAGAUACUAACGUGAGUGGCCGAGGAGCAAAGCCUCCUGCUCUCACAGAGGAACCGGCCGACUCCAGGCCGCGCAGCGAGCAAGGGCGGUGACCACGCGGCGGGAGGGCGUCUUGAGUGGACCCGCUGGGGCGGCAGUGCGUAGGUAACUUGAAGCUGUGUGCAUGAUGCUGGUGCUUGACCAUGAAACGAAAAGUCUCAUCCUCAAAACAUGUGUUGUACUUCAG
This is a messenger RNA of Pteronotus mesoamericanus, 1401 nucleotides long. RefSeq names its product Jupiter microtubule associated homolog 1 (gene JPT1). Lineage: Eukaryota; Metazoa; Chordata; Mammalia; Chiroptera; Mormoopidae. The coding region runs from base 113 to 577 and encodes 154 amino acids. The record is from RefSeq and is a predicted model, not a curated record. Gene Ontology annotation, cellular component: nucleus. The transcript is spliced from 5 exons.